GGUGUCUUCCAGUGGUCUUCUAGCCUUAGACGAAGUCGUGUCCGUCCCGAACAUCUGCAACGUCCUCCCAUGCUUUAUUUUUAAAGGAAAACUUGAGGAAAAGACUGACCCAUUCGGUGACUUUCGCGGUCCCCUUCACUGAACCAACUUGAGAACAAAAUGGCAAACGGGUGCGUAAGGCGUGCGAAUCUGCCGAACAGUUCGAGCCCAAAUCUUGAAGAAAGCUAAAAAGUGCUGUUUGAUGAGCCUGCGUAGUAUUGGGUGGUUGGUUAUAAUUUUUAUGCUUUUCUUCGUUGCUUUAAUUUUUAUGCUUUUCUUCAUUGCUUUUCAUGAAAUAUUAUUUUGUUUGUUUACUUUUUAAUCUUUUUUUUUUUUAAAAUGUUGUCAAUGUGUGAUUUUUUCACAAAUAAAAGCAGAAUAUUAUCGAAUAUUUAUUUAUUCAACCCAGCCCUAUGAGAUAUAGUUUUAUCAUUGGAUUCUUUGUUAUAAACUUUUAGAUCAUUUUGAAAUUUAAAAUUUAAAAUCUUAUUUAUAAUUUAUUUUUUCAAAUAAAAUUUUAGCAAUACCACUAAAUUUAUGUUAGGUCAUUUUAUUUUUAAUUUUCAAAUUCCAACAAAAAAUGUCGUGUUGUUUAGAUGUGAACAACCCUUUAUUUAUUUGUUUUUCCUUGUACUGAUAUAAUUAAUUUUUAUCUCAAACCAGGCUUGAUUAGGUAGGUAUUCCUAUAGUUUCAUGUUAAUUUUAUAGAAGCAGAGUAAAAGUAAAAUGGUGCAGGAGUCCAACUGAAAUGACCAGUAGUCCCUUAUCAAUGGGCUCUUAAUUAGGGACACGCUAUUCCUAAAGGUUCUAUGUGAUAGUCCUUACACUAGUUUUGUUUGUUCAAAUCCUUCUUUUUCUUAUUAACCCAAGAAAAAGAAAAAGAAAAAUCCUUCUUUCUUUUUAUAGAUGCCUAGAAAGGGUAAAUGAUGUAUCAAAUUUUAAUUCUAAUAUUUAAUUCUAUUAGCUUUUAUUCUAAAAUUGUAAGAACUUUUUAAUAAAUUUUAUCAGUGAUUAUUUAUUAAUUAUGAUAAAUAAUAUUUUUAUUUUUUUAUAUACUAUAUUUUUUUAUUUUUAAAAUUUUGAUUUUUUAAAAUUUUAAUAUUAAUCGUUACUAAUAACAAUAACCAAUUUAUUCCAUAAAGUUUAAAUUGAACAUUUAAAUAUAUUAUUUGACAAUGACCAAAGCUUUCUUGGUGUGUAUGAUUCUAUACAUAUAUGAAAGGGAGUACAUCGCAUUGUGUCAUUGUGUCAAUCUAUGGGUACUACAUCUUAAUUUCCCUGUGCACUAUUUUCAACAUUUUAGGGAGUUCAAAUACUUUAAUCGUGAAUUGUUUUUUUUGUUUUUUUGGGUGAAUACUUUCAAGUUUCGAUCUUGAAUUUGUGGAAGCUAAAGAACAUAUAUAACACAGGAAAGCUUUGGGCCUCAACCAGUGGGAAAAUUUCACAUCAUCUUGCUAGACUUUUAUUUGUUUAUUUAUUUAUUUAUUAUUAUUUUGUUUGUGACUAAGCAAUGAAUAAAUAAACGCUGAGGUUUUUGAAGCCCAAAUAUAAUGUAUGUUUAGUUUAGGUGGGAAUCCCAUUGUUUACACGUGCAGUAAGUGAGAAAGCAAGCUGUCAACAGCUUAAAGCCGAUAGCAUCAAUUCAACAGCCUUCAUUAUUGACCUUGAUGUUCUGUCUGUUGUUGGAGAAAAACUUGUGUCCAAAUGAUACUAUGACAUGUAUAAAUAAUUGCCAGGGUAAGCUCACCUUUCUGAUUUAAUUUUUUAUUUAUUAAAAAAGUAAAUAUUUUCAUUUAAAUAGAAAAGCAGAUAAAAGUAUCGCCAGAUGAUUUUCUUAUUUUCUAUUAAAAAGAGGAAUUUAAAAAAAAUUAAAAUAAAAAGUGUAAUUUACAAAUCCAUUCCAACAAUACUUUUUAAAUUUAUUUUAAUUUUCAUUAAAAAUAUAUAAAAUAAUAGGAAAUAUAAAAAUAUUUUUUUAUUCUACUAAUUAUCAUAAAUUGAUAAUGAUGCAUAAAAAUAAUAUAAUAUAAUAAAUAAAACUAAUAAAAAGUCCACUAGAGAAGAUUUAACACUUCAAACACUGUUACCAAAAGAAGAUAACAAUUCUAACUCGUUAAAACUUAAGCUUGGUAUAUGCCGUGUUAAUCUUUGCUACUUCAUUUUUUUGUUUUUGUUUUUGUUUUCUGUUUUUAUGUCCAUAUAUAUAUAUAUAUAUAUAUAUAUUAGAAGAGAAGCAAUUUCUUUUUAACAUUCUCAUUAGAGUUGCAAUUUUGUUUUUAUUUUUUGAAAGCUGAGCAUUUACAGUAACCGUGAAUGUAUUUAUCUUCAAUCAAAUAGUUUUGCCUGAAUUUAAUAUAUAUACAUACAUACAUAUAUAUAUAUAUAUAUAUAUAUUCAAACUACCUUAAUGAUUCCAUUUAAUCCGCCAGUAUUGUUUUUUAAGAAGAAACAAGAAAGCAAACGACCAGAAGGGCAAAAACAAGUUUAAAUGCCAAAGACGUAUAAAAACAUCAAUGUUCUACAGGUCCAAUAGGGUAUUCAUAUCGCAUAAACGCGUUAAAAAUCGAAAAAGGAUAAAGAUGAAGUGUAUAUCCACAUUGGACCAAUAAAGAAGUCAAGUAAUUCACCCAAAAAAAAAAAAAUAAAAAUAGAGAAGUCAGGUAGGCUAUACCAAAAAUUGCCAAGGGAAGCUCCAUUCUCUUCAUAACACAGUCCUAUCAUUUGAUCGAAAAAAAAAGAGUAAAAACAUAUUCAUUCUCUCUCAAAGCUUUGAACUCACUAAGCUUUUCUUUCAAGCAAAAAUGGCAGAAAUUAUCCUCUCCAGCGUUGCAGAAGGGAUUCUUGGGAUGUUGGGUUCUCUUGGUGCUGAAGAGAUCAGAUUACUGUGGGGUGUGAAGGAUGAGCUUGAACAACUUCAGGAUACUGUUUCAGCAAUCAAAGCUGUACUUCUCGAUGCUGAGGAGAAGCAGAACCAUAACAAUCAAGUCAAAGUUUGGCUUCAGAGCCUUCAAGAAGUUGUUCUUGAUGCUGAUGACUUGGUGAAUGACUUGUCUUAUGAAGCUCUGCGAAAGAGUCUGAUGCCUGGGAACAACAUGGUUAAGCAGGUACGCACUUUCUUUUCCUCCUCCAACCAACUUGGUUUCAGGCAUAAAAUGGGUCGCAAAAUAAAGGAUGUAAGGAAGAAACUGGCUGCAAUUGGAAAUGAUAGAAUUCACUUGAAUUUGGAGGACCAUCAUGGAGAGACUAAAGUUGUGAAUAGACUGAGGGACCAUACUCACUUUUUUGUAUCCGAGAAAGAAGUAAUCGGUAGGGAUGAUGAUAGGAUUGAAAUCUUAAAUCUUUUGUUGGAUGCUAAAACCAAGGAGAAUUUAUCUGUCAUCCCCAUUGUUGGUAUUGGAGGUUUAGGAAAAACCACACUUGCCAAACUUGUUUUCAAUGAUGAACAAGUCCAAAAACAUUUUGACCUUAGAUUGUGGGUUUGUGUUUCUGAUAAUUUUGAUGUGAAAUCACUUGUUGAAAAGAUCAUUAAAUCUGCAAAUGUGGAACUUAAUACAAAUAAGGAGAUGGAACAAUUGCAGCAAAUUCUUCAUGAAAAAAUAAAUGGAAAACGGUAUCUUCUUGUACUCGACGAUAUUUGGAAUGAGGAGCAAGAGAAAUGGGACUGCUUGAAAAGCUUAUUACUAAAUGGUGUUGAAGGAAGUGAAGUAAUAGUAACUACACGAAGUGAAAUUGUUGCGAGGAUUACAGGCACAAUGAAGGCCUAUGGCUUAAAAGCCAUGGAUAAAGAGAAAUCUCGGGCUCUAUUUAAGAAAAUAGCUUUGGAGCAAGGACGAGAGUCGAAUAUCAGUUCCAAUAUUUCAGAAAUUGGAAAGCAUAUCGUGAACAAGUGCGGCGGAAUUCCUCUUGCAAUAAAAACAAGAGGAGGCUUGUUGCAUUAA
Molecule: messenger RNA, 3977 nt
Organism: Ziziphus jujuba (common jujube)
Lineage: Eukaryota; Viridiplantae; Streptophyta; Magnoliopsida; Rosales; Rhamnaceae
Product: putative disease resistance protein RGA4
Exons: 2
Coding region: 2841-3977 (378 amino acids)
Biological process (GO): defense response to other organism
Molecular function (GO): ADP binding
Source: RefSeq, a predicted model, not a curated record